Molecule: messenger RNA, 772 nt
Organism: Poecilia reticulata (guppy)
Lineage: Eukaryota; Metazoa; Chordata; Actinopteri; Cyprinodontiformes; Poeciliidae
Source: RefSeq, a predicted model, not a curated record
CCGCCCCCUGCGAGUGGCACUGAUCACCCGUCAUACCAGAGGCAGCGCUGCUCCGUACUCUGUCUCCCUCAGACAGCGGACAGGACCUGGCUGAUGUACCGAUGGCUCCCCUCUCCGCYGACUUUCCCGUGAUGUUGGCGUGUGUUUCGGCUUGUUGUCGCCACCUCGCCGGCGGUGAGUCCGGUCAGACCGACUGACGGUGGAUGUGAGACACCGGCGAUGCUCUCCGGCUCGGCUUCUGGCUUCAGGGGUUGACGGCGCUUUAAAAACACCUCCAUCAGUGCCCAAGUGAGAGCCGACUGGGUCUGGUGGGUCCCUCACUGCUAUGAUCCUGACAACCUGAAGUUUUUGCCUUCUUCAGAGCUUUUCCAUCCCGUCCUGAAACKCGCCUGGUUCCUCGAUGGGUUCCCGCAGCCAGAGCUUCUUCCACAACCACCACCACCACCAUCGCAGCUCCAUGGUGCCCGCCACCGUGCCAAGGCUGCUGCCGGAGAGYGGGAGUCUACUGGGGGGCAUCGCCCAAAUCACCCCAAACCUCUUCCUCAGUAGAGGCAAUGUGGCGUCCAACCGCAGCCUGCUGUUGUCUAAGGGCAUCACCUGUGUGGUUAAUGCCACCAUCGAGUUGCCCAACUUCAACUGGCCACAUAUGGAGUACGUGAAGGUCCCCCUGGCAGACAUGCCCCACUCCCCUAUCUCCUUGUACUUUGACAGCGUGGCCGACAAGAUCCACAGUGUGGGGCGCAAACGAGGGGCGAGGAGACGAGCAGUCUGA